Carassius auratus (goldfish) is the source of this 1229-nucleotide messenger RNA. RefSeq names its product ankyrin repeat and SOCS box protein 5-like. The record is from RefSeq and is a predicted model, not a curated record. NCBI's taxonomy places the organism in Eukaryota, Metazoa, Chordata, Actinopteri, Cypriniformes, Cyprinidae. Bases 22 to 1017 code for a protein of 331 amino acids. The transcript is spliced from 7 exons. Gene Ontology annotation, biological process: protein ubiquitination; intracellular signal transduction; positive regulation of protein catabolic process. Gene Ontology annotation, molecular function: protein binding.
CAAAACAUUCUUAACACAGCCAUGAGAGAGACCACUGAGGGAUACAGGCCAUUCGCAGCACAGCUGUCCAAUGUUUACCUUACCAUCCUAGCCCUUUUCUGCUUUAAACUUUUUGUUAGAAUUACCCUUAAUCUACUCACGCACUUCUACAUCAUCAAAGGCAACCAUAAGGAGGCUGCCCGGAUUUCAGCUGAGUUCUAUGAUAAUGGUCAAGGGCAUGGGUCUUGGGCUGACCGCUCUGCUCUUCAUGAUGCUGCCAGCCAAGGACGUUUGCUGGCUCUCAAGACCCUUAUUGCACAGGGCCACAGCGUGAAUGUGCUGACAAUAGACCACGUUAGCCCUCUUCAUGAGGCGUGCAUAGGGGGCCAUGUUAACUGUGCCAGAGCCCUGAUAGAUGCUGGAGCCAACGUUAAUGUGACAACUAUAGAUGGAGUGACGCCAUUGUUUAAUUCCUGCUCAGCUGGCAGUUUGGAAUGUCUAGAGCUGCUCUUGCAGUGUGACGCCAGACCACAGGCCCUGGCUAUAUGCCAGCCUUCACCUAUCCAUGAGGCAGUCAGCAGGGGUCACAGUAAGUGUGUGGAGGCACUGAUUGCGUGGGCUGUUGAUGUGGACUAUGAAAUCCCUCACAUGGGCACUCCUCUCUACAGUGCUUGUCGAUGUAAGGAGUUCUUUUGUGCCCGCAAGCUGCUUGAUGGAGGUGCAAAUGUGCAGAGAGGUGCACAUUUGGAGACUCCUCUUCAUGCAGCAGCCCAUAAAGACUGUACAAGCAUAGUGAAGCUCCUGCUGGAAUUUGGGGCAGAUGUAAAUGCACGCAACCUGGAGUAUAAGCGUCCCGCAGAGGUUGCUCCUCCAGGGAGCCUUACAGAAGGAUUCCUAUUGAUUUAUGAAGCGACGCCCCGUUCUCUGCGUCAGCUCUGCCGUCAGCGAAUCAGGGAGAGUUUGGGACGUUCCCGACUGCAUCUUCUUUCACAUUUGCCCCUCCCCAAAGCUAUGAAGAACUUUCUACAAUAUAGAUAACAUCAUUAUGUUUGCUGGCAGGCUAUCUUAGUAUUAUUAACUUAUAGUUUGACUUAGUAUAACUAAUCAUUUUAAAUAAUAAAAUCAGUUUUACAUUUAUCCAUUUAACAAUAAUAAUUGUCUCCCAUUUCUGUGGCCUGAUUUACCAUUGGCCACUGAUGUCUUUUGGUCUAUAAAUAAACUUGUGAAUGGUACCCCAUUUUGAUUAUAUU